AUGGACGUCGUGAGUUCAAUACGCCCUCCUUUACCUGACCUUGUUAUCCACCACAUUCUCCAAAUCCUUCCUACUAAAGCUGCUGUUCGCAUGAGCUUCCUUUCCAAGCAAUGGGAUGGAGUUUGGUGCUCGACCCCGGUAUUGGAUUUCGACGAGGGAGAUGAUCCCGGUAAGUAUGACAACGACCACAUCGAUCUUAACAAGAUUCUCGAACAUAGAAAGUUCAUCAACGUCGUGGAAAAGUGGCUGGAAUUCUGUGACCAAGAGGAGCAAAAACAAGUCUUAUUGAAUAAAUUCAGACUUCGCAUGAUGAGGUACGUACCCGGAGAUUAUGACUCAAUAGACAAAUGCCUGAGUUAUGUAUUCGAGAGAAACGUCAAGGAGUUAGAUAUCAGUCUUAGAAUCAGUCGAUUAUUCUGGGGAUUUUCUUGGCAGAUCCGGUUAGGAUUCUACUACUGCGUAUCUAGGACGACCCUUGCAAAUGCAAAAACCCUAACUGUUUUGAAGUUGGAGUAUGUGAGGAUAAAAAAUCUUCGAUUAACCAAAAAACAGAGAAGGAGAAUAAAAAAUCUUGGCAGUUCUAUGCCUGUAGAUACAAGACUACUUUUGCCCAAUUUGAAAACUAUGUACUUGAAAAACGUGCAGUUUGAUAAACUUGCUCUCUUGUAUUUGAUCUUCGAGUGUCCUUCCAUUCAAGGUUUGUCAUUAACUUCAUGCCAUUGUGAAAACUCGGAUGACUUUCAUGUUAUAAGUUCGAGUCUCAAAUCACUGGAAAUUGAGCAUUGCGAUUCUCGGACUAUUUGGGUUGAUGAAGCUAUGAAUCUUGAAUCUUUUACGGUUUCAUCAAACUCUUCGUUUCUGGAUAAUAUUACCUUGAGUGAUACCUCCAACUUGAAACACAUCAACGUCCAUGCGGAGCACUUGAAGCACCUUACCGCUCUCCUCUUUCCUGAAGAUUUUAGGAAGAACUUCUCUUCACCAUUGUAUGGUGUCAAGCACCUCGUUGUUGUGAUGCCGAAUUCUCAAAAGGAGGUGAGCGAUAUUCCUGAGUUCCGCCACGCAUUGGGUUGGAUGGCACCUUCAAUAAAUCAGUUGUCUCUUGGAGAAGAGAAUCACCAAGAAUACCUUGCUCAUACUUCCUUGGUAGGGCUGAAGAACUUCUCUUCACCAUUGUAUGGUGUCAAGCACCUCGUUGUUGUGAUGCCGAAUUCUCCAAAGGAGUGGAUCAACUUGAUAGUGAAGUUGGAGCUAGUCUUCUGCUUAGCCUAG
Messenger RNA from Fragaria vesca subsp. vesca, 1269 nucleotides. Its product is annotated as putative FBD-associated F-box protein At5g22720-like. The transcript is spliced from 4 exons. The coding region runs from base 1 to 1269 and encodes 422 amino acids. NCBI's taxonomy places the organism in Eukaryota, Viridiplantae, Streptophyta, Magnoliopsida, Rosales, Rosaceae. Gene Ontology annotation, molecular function: protein binding. The record is from RefSeq and is a predicted model, not a curated record.